This is a messenger RNA of Eurytemora carolleeae, 731 nucleotides long. RefSeq lists its product as uncharacterized. NCBI's taxonomy places the organism in Eukaryota, Metazoa, Arthropoda, Copepoda, Calanoida, Temoridae. The record is from RefSeq and is a predicted model, not a curated record. The transcript has 7 exons. The coding region runs from base 43 to 657 and encodes 204 amino acids.
AAAUGCGCUAAAAAUAUUUUUAAAAAUUCGCAAUUUUUCAAAAUGACCGGAACAAGUAGUAUUUAUGAUCAGACAUCCUCUGAGAACGCUUGGGGGUUUCUUAGUGCUAUUUUAUUCAACCCUAUAAAGAGAAUUCGUCAAUUGUCCCUUUUCUACGGGGCAAGAGUUACCGUGACUCCUCUACAAGAUGACUAUUAUGAAAUUAGUAUUAGGCCGCUGUUGUUUGUUUACAUCAUGUCUUGGUUUUUUACAAUCUGCAGUUUUGUGUCAGGUAUUGUAGGUAAAUUAGUGAUAGCUGGGAAACUACUGGCAGGGAUGGUUCUUUCUCUUAUCCAUUUUGUAUCCAGUGUUCUAGUUUGGAUAUCCACACCAAUAUCCAGUCUAAAGAUUGAGUUGAAACUGGAUGAACCAGUAAUUAUUACUGGGUUGGAUGGACAACUGGCAGUUCUCACAGUUACUAAGAGUGGACAAAGGUAUGAUAUUGAGGUGAUUGGAAAGGAAGAUGAGACUGCUAACCUGCAGGCUACUCUACAGGUUGAAGAGAAUGGGGUUGAGCUGACCGCUAAUACGAAGGAAGAUAUUGAUUCUAUGGUUAGAUUAACCUAUUCUAAGCAGCAGAAACAAGAAGAGAAUAACAAUACUAAAAAAUCAAACUAAUAUUAUUACAAUUUUUAAAAUUGAUUUUUAUUUUUUUCAUUUGUUGAUUCUAAAUAAAAUAUUGUUUAUUUUUA